GUCCGCCAUGUUGUUUCCUUCGUUCGGUUGACUUUAGAGUGAAUUCAGUUUCUGUGGUGGAAGUAGGCAAGUGGGCGGCGGGUAUUCGGUAUUGGAGAGAUUGUUUUGUACCUCACUUUCCAGACAAAAGUAAACUAUCCAAACGGUUAAUUUCUGUCUGAUAACUGAUGCAAUUGGAGGGCAGGAGUCUGGUGCGAGUUCAGACUUUUUACUGUGACCUGAGGGCACGUCGGAGACCCUGAAGUAGUAGAAGGAUGAUCACCAGAAAAAGGGGACGAGCGCAUGAUCAGCAGAAGGCCGAGGUCAAGAGUCCGAGUCCCCUGCAUGUAGACGACGUGUGCGAAUGGGUUGAAACAAUGGACCGACAGCAGCAGGCCACCUCCUGCCUUCAGUCUUCACCGGAGGGUGAAGAUGGAUCUGGGCUGGACCUGGAUGACUUGUUAAGUUUUGAUGGUUUUAACUGGAGUUUUGAAGAGGACGCGUUUUCCCCGCUCUUCGAAACUGAGGUGGCUCCAUCUACAGAUGUCGAUGUCCUGGUGAAGAGGAACAAGAUGGAACCUGCUCGUGACAGCAGUGAGCAGCCGGCUUCCCCGACGGCUGAAUGCGCUGUCCAGAAAUCUCGGAAGCUCGAAGAGAUCCUGCCAGGUCGGAUCAAUAAGAAUGCGAUUGCUGCCAGGAUGAAUCGCCUUAAGAAGAAAGAGUACGUAAAUGGAUUGGAGAAGAAGGUGGGCGCCUUGGUGUCGGAGAACUGUAGUCUGAAAGAGGAAAAUUCAAAUUUGAUAAAGAGAGUGGAGGAGCUGGAAGAUGAAACCAGGUACCUCAGAGCUGUGUUGGCCAACGAAAGCAUGCUGGCCCAGCUGUUGUCCAGACUGAGCGGUGUGAAUGGCAUGAAAUUAUCUACCUCGCUUUUCCAGGAGGCUGACAAGAAUGACCAUGACUAUGCCAUGCCCAGAAAGAGGGUGAAAGUGGAGGAGAAGGAGACUUCUGGAGGCGUCUGUCUACAUGUGGAUAAGAACCAUGUCUCAGUGGAAUUCUGCACUAAAUGUGCGGAAAGUGCCAGCACAACCUUUAAAAUGUAGGGUCAAGUAACUUACUCUUUUCUCCCUCCAGAGGUCUUGAGACUGAACUUGAUGGGGAAAAAGUUGUCAGUGAACUACAGGGGACAAUGAUAUGAACUUGAUCAGAUUUGUUUAGAUGCUUAUAAGUUUUAAAACUGGUAUGAGGCAGAGGGUAUCUACAAUUGGUGUAUUUUUUCUUUAAAAAAAAAAAAA
Messenger RNA from Scleropages formosus (Asian bonytongue), 1271 nucleotides. It is a transcript of the gene crebzf, whose product is annotated as CREB/ATF bZIP transcription factor. The record is from RefSeq and is a predicted model, not a curated record. NCBI's taxonomy places the organism in Eukaryota, Metazoa, Chordata, Actinopteri, Osteoglossiformes, Osteoglossidae. Gene Ontology annotation, molecular function: DNA-binding transcription factor activity. Gene Ontology annotation, biological process: regulation of DNA-templated transcription. The transcript has 2 exons. Bases 255 to 1079 code for a protein of 274 amino acids.